This is a messenger RNA of Choloepus didactylus (southern two-toed sloth), 4236 nucleotides long. It is a transcript of the gene ZNF622, whose product is annotated as zinc finger protein 622. The transcript has 5 exons. Gene Ontology annotation, biological process: ribosomal large subunit biogenesis. Lineage: Eukaryota; Metazoa; Chordata; Mammalia; Pilosa; Megalonychidae. Gene Ontology annotation, cellular component: preribosome, large subunit precursor. The coding region runs from base 130 to 1293 and encodes 387 amino acids. Gene Ontology annotation, molecular function: nucleic acid binding; zinc ion binding. The record is from RefSeq and is a predicted model, not a curated record.
AGUUCUCGUGGUGAGACUCCGGCUGUUUCUGCUUGGCGGUUGGGUUUGGUUGAAGGCCGAGAACUUUGCGGAGCCAGGUCGGUAGUCACUCGGUUCUUGGCCUGGUCACCUCUUAUUUCGCGCCUGGAAAUGGCGACGUACACUUGCAUCACCUGCCGGGUGGCGUUCCGCGAUGCGGAGAUGCAGCGGGCUCACUACAAGACGGACUGGCACCGCUACAACCUGCGGCGGAAAGUGGCCGACAUGGCCCCGGUCACCGCCGAGGGCUUCCAGGAGCGGGUGCGGGCGCAGCGGGCCGUGGCGGAGCAGGAGACCAAGGGCACGGCCACCUACUGCACCGUCUGCAGUAAGAAGUUCGCCUCUUACAACGCCUACGAAAACCAUCUCAAGUCCCGGCGGCAUGUGGAGCUGGAGAAGAAGGCCGUGCAGGCUGUGAAUCGGAAAGUGGAGAUGAUGAAUGAAAAGAACUUGGAGAAAGGGCUGGGUGCGGACAGUGUGGACAAGGAUGCCAUGAACGCGGCCAUCCAGCAGGCCAUCAAGGCCCAGCCGUCCAUGUCUCCCAAGAAGGUCCCCCCGGCGCCUGCGGAGGAGUCCCGGCGGCCCGCUGACGGUGGACAUGCGAGUCACGACCGAGACCCGGCCGAGAAACCGCCCCGACUCCAGUGGUUUGAACAGCAGGCGAAGAAGUUGGCAAAGCAGCAGGGGCAAGAGAGUGAGGAGGGAGAGGACCUAGACGGAGACGAUUGGGAAGAUCUUGAUUCUGAUGAAGAAUUGGAAUGUGAGGAUGCUGAAAUGAUGGAAGAAGAUGCUGACGAGCAGGAUGCAGAGGAGGAAGGAACUGUGGAAAGCCCACCCCUCGGUGCCAUCCCUGUAACAGACUGCUUGUUUUGUUCCCAUCAUUCAAGCUCCCUGAUGAAAAACGUGGCACAUAUGACAAAAGUCCACAGCUUUUUCAUUCCUGAUAUAGAAUAUCUUUCUGAUCUUAGGAGACUGAUUAAAUAUUUGGGGGAGAAAGUUGGUGUUGGAAAGAUUUGUUUGUGGUGCAAUGAGAAGGGGAAAUCCUUCUACUCUACGGAAGCUGUACAGGCACACAUGAAUGACAAAAGCCACUGUAAGCUCUUCACAGAUGGUGAUGCUGCUUUGGAAUUUGCAGACUUCUAUGAUUUUAGGAGUAGCUACCCAGAUCACAAGGAAGGGGAGGACACUGAAGAGGCUGAGCCGUUUCCCUCAGAAAAGAACUUGGAAUAUGAUGAUGAAACCAUGGAGCUGAUUUUGCCUUCUGUUUACAGGUGAUCCUGAUUAUCUGGAGGCUGGUCUGCCAGAAUCCUUAGGUUUCUACAAAGGUGCUGGACCCAGAUGUAUCCAACAACAAAAAAAUACAUCAGUGGUAGAUAAACACCAUUUUUUAGCACACAAAAAGUGAACACAAUUGAAAAGAGACAAAAGUUGGUUGAUUUAUGUAUUGGUAAGAUGGCUUAUUUGCAAAUAACAGAAUUUAUUCUUCUAGUUUAAACAGAAAAGGAGUUUUAUUCCAAGUUAUUAAGUACCCCACAUAAUCUUUUCAAGGGCUGGGGAAACGAGUUCAAGGCUGAGAUUUUAGGAUUAAUGCCCAAAACCAGACCUCAGAACUUACCUGCAAGGAAAUAAUUGCUGUUGACUUCGGCACACCCUGAAUGCCAGGGCCUGAGUCUGCUGCGGCAGGGAAUCCUGAACUUGACCUGCAGCCACAGCUGCCUGGGAAAACUUUUGGAGCCACCCUUGCCAGCCAAGAUGGAUGCUUCCUGCAGAGUCUGUUUCUUCAUGUUGUUCCCACUUCCAAAUGAUAGUUUGGUUUGGCUGUGUUUGAUUGGCAGCACCUGGGUUAUCUGUUUGCAUUUUAGUGGUAGAGGAGGUUUGAAGUUUGAAUUCUGCCUUCUUCGUUUGGGAGCAGGUCUCAUAAUGGUGGAAAUUUAUUCCAGGUAUGAAAAGAAGAAAUCCAUGAAUUGGAGAUGUGCCCCCUGUUUGUUGUGUGGGAAGAAAGAAAUGUUGCAAUUAACUGACAAGAAUGGGAGAAGCUACAGAAGAUACAUCAGGAAGGGAAUGGGAAAGGGAAGACACCUGUCAGAAAGGGAAAUGUGACCGUGAAAGAGAAUAGAGUGGUAGAGGUGACAAUAACGAUUCUAAAAAUACUUGGUAAUUACUGAACAGUUAGCAUACCAGGCAAAUAUAUUAUUUUAUCUUUGCAACAAGCCUGUGAGGUAGAUUAUUUUAUCCUUAUUUGAUACAUGAGGCAUCCAAAGCUUAUGUUGAGUAACUUACCCAAGAUGACAGACCUAGCAGCAAAGCCUUUUUUCCCACUUCACUACAUUACCUCUGGAGAUGUGCAGAUAAGUUGGGGGCAGGAGCAGCACACUCUGCCCAAGAGGUCUGUGAUGAAGCAGCAGCCCUGUAGUACUGCUUUCCACAUGGAACAUCACUGCCUCAUUUAGACAGCCAUCUUUCACUCAGAAUGAUAACCCCUUCAGGCUAAGGGCAGCUGUAUUAUAGUAGGAUAUUAGAAGGAAAACACAGGCCGAAUCUGUCUUAAAUAUACACUUCUUCCUACAGUGAAUAGUAUAAUUAUACAGGAAAGAGAAUAAUGACUUUUGUGGCCUGUUCAGUACUCAGUAGCAAAACAGGCCUAAAUAUACCACAGACUUCUAUUGAUUCUGGUCUUCCUCUUGUGAAAAUACCAAGCAUAACUUCUAAACUAUGUUUAAUGACUUAUUUUUCAGGACCACUGCUGGAUUAAGGAUUUGUUUAACCCCUUGUCCCAUUAGCUUCUCCUUCCUUAAGUGUAAUAUAGAAUAACAAGAGAAUUUAUGCAGAGGCUAUUAGGACAGUUGGAUAAGUUAAUCCCUGUAAAGCAGCUUCUGACAUGUAGUAAGCUCACUAGAUGUUGUCUUCAUUUUGCAUCUACUUUAGCAUAUUAUAUUAUAAAAUGUUCAUAACAGCAAGCAUAUCCUAUUUAAGAAAUGUGUUUGAGAGAAAUUUUCAUCUAGACUUUAAAUUUUUGAAAUAUAAAUGAAUCCUCUACUCUCUAGAAAACACAUCUUCCCAGGGUGAUUGAGCUUUCUAAGGUUAGCCAAAACCAAAAGUGUGGCUGUCUUAGGUUACUCUCCCACAUCCAGAUGAUUAUAAAGUUCACCUCCUGGAUGUCUUUUGAGCAUUUUUUCUUUUUUUCUCUUUAUCCGUUUGUCCAUGCCGUCAUUAUAGUUUCCUGUCUGGCCGGUUCCAGUCUUGUCUCCACAUGACUACCAGAAUAUUCUUUCUAAAACAAACAGCAGUCCAUUUUCUUUACCAGUCUAUUUCCGGGCUAUUUUCUUUGGAAUUCCUCCAACAGGAGCUAAUGCCUUCAGGAUAACUUUUAGUUUCUCCAGUGUAGCACCCAAAGCCAUUCAUCAUCUGGCCCUUCCAGCUUCUGGUCCCUCAUGUGUCCUGGGCUUUUCCUUUACCCACCCACUUGCAGAUCUCCCAUGGGUCUUUGCAUGUGCUGUACCUCUGUCUUUCUGCUUCUCCUCCUUUAAGACUACGCUUACCUGGAUCAGGAUUUGCACCUCUGGGAAGCCUUCUUGAACUCAUUUCCUGUGCAUUUGCUGCAUAACAAGUCUCUGCCCCUGUUCAUGUCUCUCAUAACAGCCAUUCAUCUCAAUUCUUCAUAAUUGUCAUCUCCCAUUACAUUUGAGAACAAAAACUGCUUCUUUCAAUUCAUUCAUCUCAGUGCAGGGUCUGACACACAAGAGCCAAAUAAAUAUUUGUAGAACAAGUGACUGCGAGGAUGGAGGCAACUUUUAAAAAGGAAAGGAAAGUUGAUUCCCUUGAGCCUGCUGUAGUAAAGGAAAAGAAGAGGAAGGGGAGCCAUUCCAGGCUAAGAAGUGGCCUUGGAGGGUUAGCAUUGUAUUUGCUUGCAGUGGAGGAGAUUGCUUUACUCUACAUGUAUAGUCAAAGAAGAAAGUGGCAUGAAGUUAGCUUGAAGGCCCGUUUUCUUUGAUUUUUUUAAAGCCUGGGUUUCCUUGUUCAUAGUUGCAGGUCCAUUUACUGAGUCAUGUUAAAAUUUUUGGAUAAAAACCUCAGGACAGUUCUUUGAUGUAGAUUUAGAAGUAGUGAGGUUGUCAGUUUGGUAGUAGGAUACUGUGAAAUAUUGUACUUUUAGACAGACAGAUUGAGUGAAAGCCUUAACCAAGUCAGAUUAUCUUAACCCAGGGGCUCUUAACUAAG